AUGGACCCGCAAAAGCCCUGUUACACUGUCUCAGGCAUCACCAAAAACUUCGAGGUGAUGGAAUGGUGGAACUAUAUGGUUCCUUGUACCUGGAAUGACUACGUCGCAAAGAGUAUUGACAUUUCGACGGUUCGCAAGGCCCGAUGCAUCGGUCAUGAUGGUACGGUCGGCGCCAACAGGAAGUGGUCCUGUUGCGGUGGUUGGCCUGACUCCAAAGGAUGCCAUCACUCGGACUACCACAGGUUCCCACAGUUCAACUCAGACGAAGCCAAGGAAGCGUGGCAUCUCUAUGCCACCCCUGAUCCAAGCGUGGCGAUUGACCCCAGAACCGCCGUUGUCUUGAGCUGUGAGGCGGGCAUUGCCACCAACGGCGAUCGUGAAAUCGUCCGUAUCGGCAUGCUUGACUUUUUCACCGGAGAGAUUCUCAUCAACUCGCUCGUCUUCCCCGGCGAAAAUGUAGAGAUGCUCCAUCUGAACACUCACUGGACCGGUGUAGAUUGGCAGAUGUUACGGAGUGCGCGAAGAAUGAGGACUGUCCUUGAAGGACGCGACGCUGCUCGCAAUCGUGUUUGGGACUUUGUUGGCCCUGAGACCAUCAUCAUCACUUACUCUGGUGGUACACGAGACUUGCUGGAGCUUCGACUCAUGCACAGACGCAUUAUCGACAUCGAAGAGCUGGAGUCCCGCCGGGACAAGUCUGUCCGACUCAAUCUCUGGAAGACUGGUCUACGCAAGCUGGUUCCCGUGCAUCUAAAGCGUCCUUUCCCGAAAGGUAGCAAUGGUAAUGUUUUUGAGGCGGCGGUCGCUCUUCGCGACCUGACUCAGUGGUACAUGGCCAACUUGCCGCCGGUCAUGAAGACGAAACUUGAGCAAUGGCCCAAGAAAACAGAAGAAGAACUUCGCGCUGAAGCUGAGUAUGCCAUAGCACAUCGCGAUGACCCAUUCUUCUGCCCAGACAGACUGGACGAAGACUGCCGUCUGUGCCUUCUGCAUAACGUUCCGCGAGACGGCAAUGAAUGGAUUCGGCCUGAAAUAGAGACGGAUUUUUGGGAUCCUCAAGACGACUGGAAUAACCCGCCUCCCUCCCAGGAAGAUUCACUUUGGGAUUAG
Messenger RNA from Penicillium cosmopolitanum, 1110 nucleotides. Its product is annotated as rna exonuclease 3. Bases 1 to 1110 code for a protein of 369 amino acids. The transcript has 2 exons. Gene Ontology annotation, biological process: rRNA processing; ribosomal large subunit assembly. The record is from RefSeq and is a predicted model, not a curated record. Gene Ontology annotation, molecular function: exonuclease activity; nucleic acid binding. Gene Ontology annotation, cellular component: nucleus. NCBI's taxonomy places the organism in Eukaryota, Fungi, Ascomycota, Eurotiomycetes, Eurotiales, Aspergillaceae.